CUCUUGGGUGGCAUCUGCAACGAUUUAGCGCAACUAACUCAAGGGCUAAUACAACAGGAGGGAGCACCAGGCAGCUGGACCGGCGCGCGGGCGGCACGGCGAACGGCGGCAGGCUGCCCUGCCUCUGGCUGGAGCACUGCACGCAACGCACAUGUCAGAUCAGUUUGUCAGGCUCCGUCUGCCGUCUGCACUACGUUCAAUUCUCGUUCACUGACAGAGAACAGAAAGAAAAGAAAAAUAAUAAAAGCGGGUUUUCUGCGGAAAAGCGGCUGACUCGCUUGCUCCUAAAUCAGGAUGGAAAACAAGAUUUGUAUCAGCACCAUUGAGGGGGAAGCUGCCUCCGUUGUCGGUCUAGUGAGCGCUCCUUCAUGCGCCGACACAAAAAUUUGCAGCAGCGUUGAGGACGACGAAGACAACAUUCCAGUUGAUCCCAAAGCGUACCCUUUUGCUUUGGUUCUGCGCCUCAGAGUGAUGCAGAUCGUGUGCGGAAUUUCAACCAUGGUCAUGGGCACCGUGGCGCUGAUAGAGGAGAAGGGACAGAUGAAUUUAGGACUUGGAGUUCCUGCAGGCGGGGUGGUGGUGCUGGCGGCGUCGCUGAGCAUCCACUGCAGCCGCGGCUUCGGCGGCUACGAGCCGAGCGGGUGCAGCUGCAGCAAACUGCGCUGGCUGGGGCCGAACCCGCGGACGGCGGCGCUGCUGGCCGCGCUGUGGGGCACGGCGCUGCUGAUGGUGGGCGCGCUCGGCGUGCGCUGCGUGCUGACGCUGGCCCACGGCGUGCCCGACACCUUCGCCACCGACCUGCACGUGCUGGCGCUGGUGCAGCUCAGCCUGGCGCUGCUCGUCUUCGGCGCCACCGUGGUCGCCGUCCGCGUCGACUGCAGCCGCGACCCCGACUGACCUGUAAACGCCGGCCACGGCACGAUGGCCGUCUCGGCUGCCAGCCGAUCAGCGUGGAUCGCGUGAAUUUGUGAAGGUCGAUGCGUGGGUGGCUCUGCCGAGAGAAAUUAACAACAUGGACAUUGCUGGAGAUGUAUUAAUUUUAUGUUUUGGGAAUUUCUUUAGUGCUUUUGGUAGUAAGAAGCAAUUUUUAUUUUUAUUUGUGGCAACAAGGUGGAAAAAAAUGCUCUGUAUGUAAUAUGUUUAGACGUAUAUGAACAAUAAAUUGUAUGCAUUUAAUUGAACACAGCGGGGACCAGAUUCGUGCGACGCGCAGAUAUGGCGUCCGGUGGAGUAUGGCGCUAAAAAACGGUCACGUGAAAAUGAGCGAAAAGAAGCAAGUUUUCGUCAAUAUUGUGACAUAAUUUGCAUUACUUGUACUAAUUAUGUCUUUUGUAUCGUAAAAACAAACUCUUGACACUCGUGCAGGAAUCCAAAAAGAGCUUUUUGUUUCGCAAAUUCAGACGCCAUCUUGGAUCUGCGCAGAGGGAACCAAUUUUAUCGCACAUCUGGCCCCCGGCCCACUGAUUGAACAUACAAAUUUAUGGGAAAAAAAUAUUGUCG
Molecule: messenger RNA, 1500 nt
Organism: Cloeon dipterum
Lineage: Eukaryota; Metazoa; Arthropoda; Insecta; Ephemeroptera; Baetidae
Exons: 4
Coding region: 295-897 (200 amino acids)
Source: RefSeq, a predicted model, not a curated record